Sclerotinia borealis F-4128 is the source of this 3351-nucleotide messenger RNA. The record is from the annotation of a GenBank genome assembly. NCBI's taxonomy places the organism in Eukaryota, Fungi, Ascomycota, Leotiomycetes, Helotiales, Sclerotiniaceae.
AUGUCUCAAGCAGGAACUCUCCGAUCUGAUGUACCGGCCGCCUUCGCCGCAGCCAACGCCAUGCCCGCCCGUUUGGUUCAUCUCAUUCCAGAUGAGCUUGCCAGAACCGUCCCUGAUCACUCAAUCUUCGCUUACCCAAAGACUGAUAUGCCACAAGAUGGCUUUGUGGAAGUAUCUGCCAAAUCAUUCGCAAAUGCCAUCAACCGCACCGCUUGGUACUUGGAGUCUAUUCUCGGGAAAGCCUCCGCUGGGGAAUUCCCAGCUGUCGCCUAUCAAGGCCACAGUGACAUUCGUUACUUCCUGUUCAUGUUUGGUGCCAUCAAAGCCGGAUAUAAGAUGUUGUAUCUUUCACCCCGUAACAGCGUCGCCGGCUCUCUCAAUGUUCUUGAGAAAUCCAACUGUCACAUCUUCUUAACAGCUCGCAACACUCAUGUCGAGAACAUCUUGAGUCAACGCAACAUGCGCACUGCAACUGUACCUGAACUUGAAGAGUUGCUCGAAGAUGAAGAGGUCCGCGCCUACCCUUACAGCAAGUCUUUUGCCGAGGCACGCACCGAUGAAUGUCUUGUCCUCCACACCACCGGUUCUACCGGUCUUCCAAAGCCUAUCACAUGGAAGAACGAGAUCCUCAGCACAUACGAAGCUUGGAGGACGAUUCCCGCAAUCGAUGGCUAUGUCCCCACCACCGAAGUCUACCAACAAUCUCGCCGGGCUUAUAAUCUCAUGCCUUUGUUCCACACUAGUGGUUUGAACAUCGGUAUCACCAUGUCUCUCCUUCUCGGUGUCACCACUGUUUACGGUUCUGCCAAUGUUAUACCCCACGCUGCAUAUGCCGAUGAGAUCCACAAGUAUGGUGGUGUCGACGCCUCGAUUGGUCCCCCAUCUAUCUAUGAGGAAUUGAGCCACGAGCCAAAAUCACUUGAGCGUAUCCACCACUUCAACUACAUACUUGUUUGUGGAGCUGCCAUCUCUAUAACUGCCGGUGACAUUAUCUCCAAGCACUGCAGAGUUGUUUCCAACUUUGGAGCCACUGAGACUGCUUGUCUUCCACGAUUAGCUCCUGCUGUUGAGGAUUGGGCUUACUUCUACUGGCAUCCAACUCACUCUGGUAUCGUAUUCAAAGAGUACAUGGAUGGUCUUCAUGAGCUUUACAUUGAGCGAAAGCCUGAGUUAGAUCUUUACUACCAGGGUAUCUUCAGUACCUUCCCUCAACUCGAGGAGUACUCGAUGAACGAUCUCUACUCUCGCCACCCUGAUCCAGCGAAGUCCUUUUUGUACAAAUGGAGAGGUCGUGCUGAUGAUGUUAUCGUCCUCAGUAACGGGGAGAAGCUCGCUCCAGCUCUCAUGGAAGCCUCCCUUUGCAGCAGUCCUUUCGUCAAGGGUGCCAUGGUUGUAGGCCGUGGCAAAUUCCAACCAGCUGCUCUUCUCGAUCUCAAGGAUGCGCCACCAAAUACUGCUCGUGAACGCCAUGCUCUUAUCAGGGAGAUGCUUCCGGCUAUCGAGCAAGCUAACAUGCACGCUCCUGCCCAUGGUCAACUCGAUCAAUACCACAUCUUGUUUGUUGACCCCAGCCGCCCAAUGCACUAUCUUGGUCAAGGUAAGAUCCAAAGACAUCAAACAUACAGAUUGUAUGAGAAGGAUAUCGAGGAUGUCUACGCCGCUGCCGAGAACUUCGAUGAUCAAAUGGGUCUCAGCUCUGCUGAAAUCGGUGACUUACCUCGUGUUGACUUUGCCGACCGCACCAGUAUCGCAAAAUGGUUGAAAGAGCUCGUUGAAGAGACUGCCGGUAUUCAAAAUUUUGGACCCGAUGCGGCAUUCUUUGAAUCUGGCUUGGAUUCCCUCCAUGUCAUCCGACUUGUCCGCGAGCUCAAGAUGCACGCUAAGAUCUCUGGUGGCAACAACCUCACUCCGGAUUCCCUCUCACCUACUAUCGUCUACGCCAACCCAUCUUUGGUUGAGCUUUCCGAGUUCCUCUACAAGACAGCAGACUUGGCACCUGAAGAUCCUGAUAGUGCCUACCAAAGUGCCGAUCCUAACGAGAAGGAAAUCAAGAACCCUAAAUUGACUGCUAUGGAGUCCAUCUUUCAAGAAUUCGUCGCCACUCUUCCAGUUGAGACUAAGCCUCGUGUCACUCCAAUUACCAACGGCACAACCGUUCUUCUCACUGGUAGUACCGGUUCAUUGGGCUCUUAUCUUCUUAAUGAGUUGAACAAUGACCCGAACGUUGAGCACAUCUACGCUCUUGAUCGUUCUGCUGGUGGAGCUGAGAAGUUUCAACAAGCAAUCAUCGCGAGAGGAUUGAGCCCUAUUGAUUCCAGCAGAGUCACUUUCCUCAAAGCAGAUCUCUCUGACCAUCAAUUGGGUCUUGGGCACGAGAACUACACAAGACUCUUGGACAGUGUUACCCACGUCCUUCAUUGCCAAUGGCCAGUCAACUUCAACUGGACCCUCAACUCAUUCAAGCCAUACAUCACUGGUGUUCGCAACCUCGCUCACUUGGCCUCCAGCUCUACUCACAACGCUUUCGUCAUGUUUAUCUCAUCCAUUGCCGCUGUCGGUGGAUACAAGGGAGUUGGCGGUGUUCCAGAAGCACCAAUUCUCGACUUCACUGCCGCUGCUCCUAUGGGAUACGGUCAAUCCAAGCUUAUCGCCGAAGCUCUUCUCGAUAAAGCGGCCCAGAUAUCCGGGGUCCGCACUGCCGUCUGCCGUGUUGGUAUUGUCGCUGGUCCAGUCGAGCAACAGAAGGGAAUGUGGAACAAACACGAGUACAUUCCAUCCAUCAUCGUCUCAUCAGCUCAUCUUGGUGUCGUUCCAGAGACCUUCCCCUCCAGAGAUCACAUCGAUUGGCUCCCAGUCGAUAAGCUCUCCAAGGUCUUGUGCGAGAUUCUCGGAUCCGCAUCCCAACCCGAGUUUGACGAAGCUACAGGUGCCAUCUCUUCUGCUCCUCUCCGCAGCAAGACUUACCACGUCGUCAACCCUCAAUUCUCCUCCUGGGAAGAAGACUUGGGACAGAACCUCCUCGCUGCUUACCCCAAGGGAAUGGUCAAGCCAGUGAAAUUUGAACAAUGGGUCGAAGCACUCAAAACUUCCGUUGAUGAAGCCGAGCGCACUGGUAAUGUCAAUGUUGAUGCCAACCCCGCCAUGCGCCUUCUUGAAUUCUAUUCCAAGGCAUCAGCUGGUGGUGCCGCCGAGAAAGGUGCCCGUACCUUACCUACAAUUCGUUCGCAAGCUGCCAGUAAGACUUUGAGGACUCUUGGUCCUUUAAACAGAGAGUGGUUGGAGAACUGGAUGGUUCAGUGGGGGAUUAAGGAACCAGAAGUAGUUCAGAAUGAGUUCUUGGCUUUGAACUAA